This is a messenger RNA of Plectropomus leopardus (leopard coralgrouper), 2300 nucleotides long. RefSeq names its product L-threonine dehydrogenase (gene tdh). NCBI's taxonomy places the organism in Eukaryota, Metazoa, Chordata, Actinopteri, Perciformes, Serranidae. Gene Ontology annotation, biological process: L-threonine catabolic process. Gene Ontology annotation, molecular function: L-threonine 3-dehydrogenase activity. The record is from RefSeq and is a predicted model, not a curated record.
UUGAAGACGAAGCUGAUGCAACACUGGUCGGAGAUAACACAGGCGUCACGUCAGAGCGCGGAAAGCUGCAGCUCACAGGAGGAAACCGCAUCUCAGCCUCGUAAAGCCGCUCACACAGAACAGAAACACAGGAGUUUGCGCUGCUUACAGAUUUCAACAUCAACCGCUACCAACAUGCCUGUCAUCAGAACCCUCAGCAAGGUGGCCAAGCAGGCCCUGCUCAGCACCCCAGGGUGCGGCUGCCAGCCCCUAACGGUGGCUGUACGCAACAUCAGCUUCUCCCCUCGGCAGGUGACUUCUGACGCCAGCUUCCACUCCGUGUCCUUCUCAGAAACAGACCACCCCAAGGUGCUCAUUACAGGAGGCCUGGGUCAGCUCGGAGUGGGGCUCGCUAAAUUGCUGAGGAAGAGGUUUGGAAAGAACAACGUCAUUCUGUCCGAUAUCAGGAAACCUCCCAGCAACGUUUUCCACAGCGGCCCCUUCAUCUACUCAGACAUCCUGGACUACAAGAACCUGCGGGAAAUUGUGGUAAACAACCGCAUCACUUGGCUGGUUCACUACAGCGCCCUCCUCAGCGCUGUUGGAGAGGCAAACGUGGCCUUGGCGCGCUCUGUGAACAUCACCGGGCUUCACAACAUCUUGGACAUUGCAGCGGAGCACGGCUUGCGUCUGUUUGUCCCAAGCACCAUCGGUGCCUUCGGUCCCACUUCACCACGCAACCCUACCCCAGAUCUGUGUGUGCAGAGACCUCGUACCAUCUACGGUGUCUCUAAAGUCCAUGCCGAGCUGAUGGGAGAGUACUACCACCACCGUUACGGCCUGGACUUCCGCUGUCUCCGUUACCCAGGAAUCAUCUCUGCUGACUCCAUGCCCGGGGGCGGCACAACAGACUAUGCCGUCCAGAUUUUCCACGACGCAAUCAAAAGUGGCAAGUUUGAGUGCAACUUGAAACCUGACACGCGGCUGCCCAUGAUGUAUAUCGAUGACUGCCUGCGUGCAACGCUGGAAGUAAUGGAGGCACCAGCUGACACUCUGAGCAUGAGGACCUACAACAUCAAUGCCAUGAGCUUCACCCCAGAGGAACUGGCUCAGGAGCUCCAGAAGCAGAUGCCUGAGCUGGAGGUCACAUACGACGUGGACCACGUACGGCAGGCCAUUGCUGACAGUUGGCCAAUGAACUUCGACGACUCCAAUGCAAGGAAGGACUGGGGCUGGAAGCACGAUUACGAUCUCCCCGAGCUCGUCCAGACAAUGCUCAACUUCUUCGGAGCAGAGACGCGCAUGGCUCGUGCCAACUGAAGGCGCACAACAUCGGUCCGAGUGUUCUUUGUACAUAAUGUAAAGACUGACCAAAGAGAAUAGAGAAACAUGGCCUGUACAUAGUCGUUAUCUCAGUUCUCUCUAUAAAAUCAGAAGGGCUCUGCUUGCCUGGCACAAGGCUACCGUGUCUCCAGAAUGUAAAAGGUCAGUGCGGGCUCGACAAUCCUCCCGCUCCUGUCUAUCUACCCCUGCCUUGUCUCUUUUUUUCCUCAUAGCUCUGGUUAAAGAUUUGGGCAAAGAGCAGUAUCACGGCGGAAAGUUGUCAGCGGUAUCAGGGAUUAAAACGUGGCCUGUGAAAACUUGUUUGGACGAAAAAGAAGACUUGCAUGUUGAUGAAUUGCGCAAAACUUUUCGCAAAAAUCAAUUCGACAAACUGAGAAUGUUACAUUGUGUAUUUGUAAGUGAGUUUUUCUUUGGAGAUCCAAAUCGGCCAGGGUUUUGUUUUUGCUAUAUUUUAAAAGAUUGUCAAAAUUCAGGUAUUCUGGGCCUAAAGCUCUUGGGGUUAAAAUCAAGGACCUUUGUAUUGAGUUGUGUCCUUUGAUGCACUUUAAACAGAUCUUAAAAUUUCUGACAAAUAAAUGGGUCUAAUCAUCUGAGCGGGCAAUUUCUAAUACGGUGCAUCUGUGUUUUGAGCAGUGCGGAGCGUUGAUUCUCAAGAAUUGAUCUUCUGUUUAUUCCACGUAACAUUAUUUAUUCUUUCUGUUGGUGUUAAACAUGUGGGAGCUUCAUCGAGUGAAAACAUUUAACACGUUUGUUUUCUAAGUGUUCCUGUAGACUUUUUUUUAUUUUAUUUUUUUUUUUCAUCAACUCUGUGGGAAUAUUUGAUGCAAAAAGGGAAAUGUGACGCUGUACGCCACAUUUACGUCACUAUGUUUCAACAUUUUGUAUAAGAAAUGCUGAAAUUAGGUUCCAUGUAAGUCUUAGCUUCUGUCUGUUCUUUCAAUCACAAUGAGCUUUGACAAUAAAACCUUUUUUCCACA